AUGCCCUUCGAAUAUCCACCUGUUCUCUCCCUCGCACCCCUUACUGCCCUGCCGCGACCAGCGACUCCGCCCAUGCCCCUAAUCCUACGCAUCCCGCUCACCCCGUGUACCUCUCCCACCCCCUCGCCCUCUCCUUCACCCCCUCCGUCGCCGUCAAUGGCGGUAGCGGACGCGGAUGCCUCCUCAUGCUACCCAUCUCCACACGCUUCGCCGUCCACCUCGUAUGCGCCGACCCCGUGCGUCCAACAAAACCAUUACCAUCACCAUCACGGGCAGGGGCAGGGGCAACUGUACAAGAAGAAGCCCUCCCAAAUGACGAAGCUCCGUGCGCGUGUCUACGCAGCCGAGCAGCGCGCCAUCCUGCUCGAUGCGCAGAAAGGUGCGCUGACCCAGCAGCUCAACAACACCGAGGCUGUGCUCGCGAACUCGCAGAACCAGUUGGCGCGUACCGGCGCCGAACUCGCCUUCACCCAGAACACGCUUGCCGAUAGGCAGGCCAUGCUCGCGGACGUCCAGAGCCAGCUCGUGCGCCAGACGGCUGUUGCUGUUGACACGGAGCGUGUGCUUGCGCGCACGAGGGAGCGGCUCGAUGGCCUGAUCGCGCAAUUUGUCGACUAUCGCAAGGGCGUAGAGGAAGCGGCUGAGGAAGCGGCUGCUCGCGCAGAGAGGGCUAACUCGUUCACCCACUACGUAGGGUUACAACUUCGAACUACGCAAACGAAGUUGGAGAUCGUGCAGGAGCAACUCAGGGAGGCGAGGGAGAGGAUGGCGGAGAGAGAGAAUGUUAAGGUUGAGGACGAGGACGAAGAAGAGGAGAUGGACGAAGAAGAGGGGGAAGAGGAAGAGGAAGAGGAGAGGGAAGAGGAGGAGGAUACAGAGUACGGAGAAGAGGUCAAGGAGGAAGAGGAAGAAACUGCCAUGCAAGGCGUCGAACAAAUAAAACAAGAGGAGUCUGAAGACGAACUACCAGACGAAGAAGAGGAAGGAGAAUGCGUUAAAAACGACGAUCUCCAAGACUCUGAAGACGAAGAUGAAGAUGGCCAAAUCGACUCCUCCGACGAAUCCAUCGACCACGAACCCUCACCAGCACGCACAACCUCCAUCGGCCCGGAGCGCCUCCAAGCUCUUCGAGACGAGUGGACGCGCGAAGUCACACAGAAAUGGGCCGAGGAGCGCUCAGCACUUCAGUCUCGGUACACCAAAUCCGAAAUUGCCACGCACGAGACUGAAUCGCGCUUGGCGGCUAUGGAGGCUCGCCUCGUUGAGGUCCAGAAGAAGGCGCUGGAACUCCAGCGCCGAGUUGGUGAGGCGGAGAAGAAGGCGAACGACGCUGAACGGAGGGCUGUGGAAGGAGAAAGAAAGGCGAGUGAGGCGGAGAAGAGGGCAGAGAAAGCGGAACGAGAGUGUAAGGAGAGCGGCGAGAAGCUGGACAAGGUGAACGAGCGUCUGUGGCGGGAGAGCGAGAAUUCGUUCAGCCUCCAAGACAAAUACAAUCAGCUAGAAGCGGAGAAAGCUGGUUUGGAAGAAGAGAAGGAUGAUUGGGAAGAAGAAAAGGAGGCUUGGCAGGAAGCGAGUGGCGAAUGGGAGGCGGCGAAGGCGUUGUGGGGUAGGGAGAGAGUUGAGCGGGAGCAGGAGAGAGAUGUGUGGGCGUAUGAGCGAGCCGGAUGGGAGGAAGAGAGAGCCGGGUUUGAGCAGGAGAAAGCGGCCUGGGAGGUAGAACGUCAGGCGCUCGUCGAGGAGAACCAGAGACUUCUCGAUGAAUACGCGGAGGUAUUGACCAAGAAAACGGUCGUAUCACUGAACGAAGACCUCCAAAAUGGCCUCGUCUCCCGCAUGAACGCUCUCGAGGAGAGUCUGCAACGCAGCCUACAGUCCAUCGCCGACCGCCCCAGUUCCGCCGAGCAGAAGGGCGUCCACGAAAUUCAGCGCCUCAACGCUAUCCUCCGAAACAUCAACGACGAAAAGAUCAACUUGGAAAAAUCAACCAGUCUGGAACGCGUUGCGUGGCUUGAGGAACGGCAGAAGCUAGAGAAGGAGUUACAGGCGACCAAGGCCAAGCAAGAGGAGUUAUACAAGGCGAAGGAGGGCUGGGACAAGAGGUGGGAGAUGGUGCGGAAGCAAGUGAAGGACUUGAAGGAAGAGAGGGACGGGGCGAAGAGGAAGGUGAAGGAGUUGGAGGACGAGUUGGCGGGCGCUAGUAGUGGGAGGCCGGGGAAGCGCCCAAGGGUGGGCGAAUCCUGA
Cyclocybe aegerita is the source of this 2241-nucleotide messenger RNA. The record is from the annotation of a GenBank genome assembly. Lineage: Eukaryota; Fungi; Basidiomycota; Agaricomycetes; Agaricales; Hemipholiotaceae.